GUAUACCUUAUUCCAUCUCUCCAUCUCAUUUUUUUCAAUUAUAUUCCUAAAUCCAUUCCCCUAAUUCAAAACAUCAUCAGCACUACCAUCCAUCCCUACAAAAAUAAUUUAUCCCCCGGUCCCCAAGGCUCCCCCCCACCAUGCGCACCUUCUUCUCUCGCUCCCCCGAUCUCGAAGGCGGACAAAAUCGCAGCUACAAAAAAGGAUUUACAGGCGACCAUCGCGGCCGCUCCCACAUCCCCCCCAACCCCUCUCCCCUCUUCACCCCCCAAUCCCAAUAUUCCCCCUUCAGCCUCCCUUCCACCUCCUACCGACACGACACCAUCUUCCGCGCGCCUCCCAGUCCUAGCCCCAAGAGCGUCACCUUCAGCGAGCCUUCGUGGAGUGCGGUUCCCGGGCCUGGAAAUGUUUCUGGACAUGGUCCUGCGGCUGCGUCUGCGUCUGCGUCUGCACGUGUGGGGGAAAAGGGAUACUGGGAUUUGGACGACGAGCAAAUUUCACGGCUUCGGGAGGUUUUGGGCGGGGUUCCCGAGAGAGCAUCGCCCCGGAUGCAGAGGGCAAGGAGAGGGUUUAGUUGGAGCGAUCCUGAUGAGCGGGCUUUUUGUACUUCUCCUGUCCCGCUGUCGCCACACUCGCGGCUGAAGAAAAAUCUCAAGCAGAAAGUUGCGGAACAGCAGUUUCGGAGACGGAAUCAGAGUGGGAGCGCGGUGCAGAGUCAGGAUGGGUUGCUGGGGGAUGCGGAGAGGGUGGAGUAUCAAACGAGGGUUUUUAGGGAGGUGUUGGGGAUGGCGUUGGGGAGGAGGGGGGAGGAGGAGAUGGGGGGGAGGGAGAUGGAUGCGGAUGGGGAUGGAGAUGCGGAGGGAGAGGGAAAGAGACCGGUUGUGCAGAGGAGGGGUGCGAGUGAGGGGGUGAGAGAGGGUGGGUUUACGGGAAAGGUGGAGAGGGAGAGGGAGAGUGCGAGAGAGGAGGAUGUAGGGCCGAGAGAUUUGAGUGAGUUUUUGGAGAAAUAUGAUCCAAGACCGGAGGAUCUACCGGAUGUUUAUCCAAUGGGUGAACAUAGAGCGAUGCUGAGAACUAUGUACAUGGAAGAUAUUUUGCAUUCGACGGCGAAAUUGCAUAUGCAUAAUUGGAUCUUGAUGAGUCGGAAUGAGGAAUAUGAUAAUUUACGCAUUCCCGCGCGCUGGGACCAAAUCCAAGAAGAUCUCGAGAAAUACAGUCCGUCUCACCCAUCUCUCAUUUCUCAUUUUAACCCCACUAACACUCCCCCCCCCCUCCUUCUAGCCCGCUCAAUCCGCAACUACGAAUACUGGCUCACGUCUCUGAUCCCUCGUCUCGAACUCCCCAAGACUUCUCUCCCCCCGCGCUUCCAUCUCUACGGCAAACAGCUUGCGAUUCUCGAAUGUGCGCGCGCGUGGAAUCGUCCGUGCGAAGAGCCGUUGGUGGCGGAGUUGGAGCGGAAGUUGGUGGCGUAUCAGACGGAUUGGAGUGUGAGUAAUGGGGUUUGGAGGGGGGUGAGGAGGGAGACGAGGAAGAGGGGUUGGGGGAGUGGGAGAGGGUGGGGAAGCGGUGUGGGGAGGGGAUUGGGGGGUGUGAUUGGUGAGUAUUUUUUUGAGUUUCUCUGAGUUUCUUUGAGUUUGGGUUUGUUGUUGGAUAUACUUGUACACCAGAAACUUACACUCUACCAUCUACCCUCCCCCGAAAUCAUAAUCACAAUCACCACUAAACCCCCUACUAACCACCCUCCCCUCAAGGCGGAAGCAGCAUCCUGGCGCCCAUCAGCAUUCUCCUCCUCUGGCCAGGCGGCAUAUCCAAAACCGGCGGCGUAGGAAUCAUCGGUGUAAGCGUCGCGAUUCUAGGGAUCAUAUUAGUAUGGAUUGUGGAUGGGGGAGGGCCGAAAAAAAGUGGAUGGGAGGGGAUUGAGGGGGAGAGGGAGAGGGAUGGGAGAGGGCGAGGAGGAAUUUGGGGAGGGGGUCAUGGGGAAUGGGGAAUCAAGGAUGUGAUGGUGGUUUUGGGGGCGUAUGCGGGGGUUUUGGCGGUGUUUUUGGGAGUGGCGGUUGUGUAGUUAGAUUGGGAUUGGAUUAGAUUGGAGAUUGGAGAUUGGAGAUUGGGAGGAAAAUAAAUGGUUUUUGUGCUGCUUGGGCCCUAUUAAUGUGAUCAUCUUA
Molecule: messenger RNA, 2162 nt
Organism: Botrytis cinerea B05.10
Lineage: Eukaryota; Fungi; Ascomycota; Leotiomycetes; Helotiales; Sclerotiniaceae
Exons: 3
Coding region: 141-1622 (493 amino acids)
Source: RefSeq, a predicted model, not a curated record